Molecule: messenger RNA, 1244 nt
Organism: Cyprinodon tularosa
Lineage: Eukaryota; Metazoa; Chordata; Actinopteri; Cyprinodontiformes; Cyprinodontidae
Product: histone chaperone ASF1-like
Exons: 2
Coding region: 156-1109 (317 amino acids)
Source: RefSeq, a predicted model, not a curated record
UCCAGUUGUUCUCACGCACGCGCGCGUGCGCACGCUCACCCGCUGCCAUGGAAACGGAGCACCUGUAAAAGUGGCAGCCAUCUUUAACGGAUCAUUUCUAACCUGGACCUGGAAGCUUGAACUGCUACAGUCUGUGAUUUGCUAAACUGUUAAAGAUGAGCACGCCACCAGAGGACAACAACUUGUGGGGAGAUCAUCUGGAAGUUCCAGAUGCCGCGCUUCCAGUUGAUCCUGACCCGGAGCCCCAGCUCUUGAUAGAGGAUGAGGGUAAUUUAAAUCAGUCUAAUAUCAUUGACAAUGCGGAUGAUAAUGAGGAGGUGGAAGUCAGAGAACUAGUGGUGAAUAUAGGGUAUGAUGGGGAAAACCGUCACUACGUAGCCAUAGAGUUUGUGCUGGAGCAUGGCGAGGAGGUAGACCUCGUAGUCGUAGAGUUGGGGCUAAAUCGUAGAGACUUAGAAGCAAUACUGGCGGAGCGGAAUGAGGAGGAGGAGGUUGAUGCUAAUGCUGAUAAUGUUAGGGCAAGUUUUGGUGAGUCUCCUGACACAAGCUCUGAGGAAGAAGAUCAUGAUGAAGACGAUGGCCACCUUUCACCACAUCUUCAGUUCACCCAGAGGAUUCCCCCCGACUUCAGCCUUCCAUCGGACCACGAGGAGCCAGAGGAGUCCCUGGAGCGCCCAGAAGACCGCGUCUCCAGGAAGAGGAGAAGAGAGGAAGACGCUGAAGAUGAAGAAGAUCACGAUGAAGACGAUGGCCACCUUCCACCACAUCUUCAGUUCACCCAGAGGAUUCCCCCCGACUUCAGCCUUCCAUCGAACCACGAGGAGCCAGAGGAGUCCCUGGAGCGCCCAGAAGACCGCGUCUCCAGGAAGAGGAGAAGAGAGGAAGACGCUGAAGAUGAAGAAGAUCACGAUGAAGACGAUGGCCACCUUCCACCACAUCUUCAGUUCACCCAGAGGAUUCCCCCCGACUUCAGCCUUCCAUGGAACCACGAGGAGCCAGAGGAGUCCCUGGAGCGCCCAGAAGACCGCGUCUCCAGGAAGAGGAGAAGAGAGGAAGACGAUGAAGAGGAGCGCCCUGGGAAGAGGCCUCGUCUCGAGAGGGAUGUUUAAGAAGAGGAGUUUAAUUUAGUGAUUGUUUUCAUAUCUGGCAGGUCUAGGGAUGCCUUAGGUAGCGUCUUGCACCGUGGCUUUUCUUUACCCCGCUGCUAGAUUUAGGUUUUUUUAGAUGUUAAGGAGUCUGGCAGG